AUGUAUCACAGCUCUUAUAAGACGAGGCUUCCUAGACAUAUAGCCUCGCUCACUCGCACACUACGUGGCCGUACCCCGCUGCUGGUCAUGCAUACAGACCCUGGCGGCUGCUGCUUUCAACGGCAUCCCCGGGGGACGAACGGACAACCGCACCCACAGCCUGGCCUCUGGGAGAGGGAAAGAGGCAGCAGUGACCGUUAUUACCGCAGCUCGACCCUGGCCGGAGCCCCCUCCUUCCGCAGGGGCUUCCGCAGACGCCGCUCGUUCCCCGCACCGCUGCUAGCGGCACCCACGUUGAGGGAGACUCGAGAACACCGCAGGGCCGGCUUGCUGCCCUCACGACAGGGCUCGGGGGCUGCCUGCGGCCACAGCACAGGCUUCAGGGGAGGGGCUGGAGCUGGGGGCAGCCGCACGGGCCGAGCGGGGCCGGGGGAGCUCUGGCGACUCGGGGAGGCGCCCGCUGGCCGCGCCUGGGGGGUGCGCGCCUCCGUCCCCUCUUCCCUUCUACCGGCGGCUCUCGGGGAACUCCCCGGCGCUGCCCUGGCCCGGCUCGCCUCCGGCGGACCGGGAGCCUGCCGCACCGGCCGCUUGGCAGCUUCCCGUCCCGCCAGCCCCGGGCGGCCAGCGGGCAGGAGCCAGUCCGGCCCCGCCGCGAUCUCGGCUCCCCGCCAAGGCGGUGCGCCGCCCUGCUGCGGCCCCGGUAGUGCGGCUUCGCUUAUGACUCUAGGCUGUUUCUCUCCUCGCUCGUUGCGUGCUGGGACCCCCAGCUUUUCUGCCAAGUUGCCCGCGACGUUCCCAUCUGCCCCCCCCCCCCCCCGGAAUGGGAGGGACCCGCUGCCCGAGCACAAAACCUCCAUCAGCGCUCGCCUGCUUCACGGUUGCAGUCGUAGUUCUGGUCCUAGCCGGCGAUGUUCGGCAAGUCCCUGCCGCACGACUGUCCCCCGGGGGGCAACGCACCCCUGCCCGUCCAUCCGCAGCUGCAGUCCGGUCUGCCAGCCCCUUGGUCCGGAGCUGCUGUCCAUCAGGAGCUGGUGAGCCACCGCCAUUAGCCCCAUCAGGGUCGGCUGGGCCUGCCAAAGCAGCUGAGGUGUGCCCCAGCUCCUGAAAAUGGCAUGCUGAAAGCUAAAUAGAGAAACCUGGAGUGUGCAAGGAGAAGUAGUGUUAAGAGGACAAGAGAGCAAAUGGAGAACUUUGCAGUGCGACAAAAGGGUAAAAGAGAAACGCCAGGGGGUGACACACAACUGGAUGACUUUGGGAGCACAGAAAGGCAAAAGAAUGGCCCGGUGGCAUGCCAAAAGGAAAUUGGAAAACCCUGAGGCACACCAAAAAGCACAUGGAAAAGUCUGAGACAGAAAGGAAGGCUAAACAGAAAACUUUGUCACGCUUUUCAUGACAAAUGGCAGGCCUUUGUACACACCAAAACGCCCCUAAUGCCUGUAAUGGGGCUCAGUGGGGCUGACAGGAAGUCACCUGUCCCUAUGGAAAUUCCAACUCCCACCCCACCACCGAAGGCCCCAGCCCUUGGCGCCAGACACACCAGGAAUGUCUCAGGAGCUGACGGAUAAUCCAGGACCAGCUUUCAGGACCUUGCACGGUACUGGAGGGAUCCUGGCAGCCCCCAGGGUGAUGCAAACAGUUCCUAACAGUCAGAUGUCUGUGGCUAUGUGAGAGAAAUUCGCUGCAGCCCCGUGAACAGCACAGGGGUUGCUCUAGAACCUUAAGGAACCUUAAAAUGGUCCAAGAGCCCUUAGGACUGGUCCCCAUCUCCUUAGACGCAAUGUGUAACGUGGUCCCUGGAGCUCAGUGUUGAGAUGCUUUUUACUGAUUGCAAAAGCUUGUGGGAGCUCCACUCAUGGAUGAUGACAUGGCAUGUCUAUCAGAGACUGGGUGCUGAGACCAGAGGAAGCUGGGUGUAUCCCCCACGAGGUGGUGUUAACACUGGGCAGUGUGUGAGUCCAGCCCAACAGAAAGGAGGCAGGCAGCCCACAUCUUGCUCACUCAGACACACUGCAGUUGUGCUUUCG
Messenger RNA from Aquila chrysaetos chrysaetos, 2024 nucleotides. RefSeq lists its product as uncharacterized. The coding region runs from base 1 to 1035 and encodes 344 amino acids. The transcript is spliced from 4 exons. Lineage: Eukaryota; Metazoa; Chordata; Aves; Accipitriformes; Accipitridae. The record is from RefSeq and is a predicted model, not a curated record.